GUUUACUACAACAAACCUUGUAUUACCAUCUCAUGCUGACUCUCGAAGCAUGAUUUUUGGAGGUAUUGUAUUGGGUUGGAUCGAUUUAGCUGCUGGGAUGUCCGCGAAAAGGCACGCCGUUACAAGAAGCGUUGACGCUGUGCAUUUUAUGCAUCCGAUCAGAGUUGGUGAUUUAGUUAUAAUCGUAUCAUGUGUAAACAAGUCUUGGAAUACUUCUAUGGAGGUUGGAGUACGUGUAGAGACGGAACAUCCAAUAACUGGAAAGCGAAAAUAUUGUUCAUACUUAACGUUUGUGGCUCUCAAUCCUGGAAAUUCAAGGAUUCCAAUAGCUACAAGACGUGAGAGUUAUCCUGUAACUGUACCACAAGCCGUACCAAAUACUGCCAUUGAAACACAUCGUUACGAAUUAGCUGAACAACGUCGUCAAACUCGUAUAUCUCAAUCAAAAAAUACUCAAAUAGAACGAACUAAAUUAGCUGAGGUACGUGAUGUAAUGCGUGAAUGGGCUGGACAUAUGAAUAUGGAAACAAUGAGUAAUGCUGAGAUACCAGCUCUUUUACAAGAACCUGAAGCUUAUGAUGAAUAUGAUGGGAAUUCCGGAAAUGAUCCUGCCAAAUUAUAUCUUCGCAGGAGGAGAUCAACACUGCAAGGUGUCUUCCCCCCACAGCCUGAUGAAAGAUUGAUGUCUGAAAGUUUUGCAGAAAUAUCUGAUGUUAUCUUACCACAGCAUGCAAACACAUUGCAGAUUACUUUUGGAGGUCAUAUUAUAAGAUUGAUGGAACAAUGUGCUCUUGUCAGUGCUUAUAAACAUUCCAGAAGACAUUUAUUAUUAGCUAGUAUCGACUCUCUUCAAUUUCUUAGACCAACUUAUGUUGGUGAUUGUGUAACGGUGCGUUCUGUCGUGUCUUGCACAUUCCAUUCAAGUUCGGAAAUAUAUGUAUCUGUUGAAGCUGAAAAUCUUUUAACUGGUGAAAGAUUCUUUACCAACGAUGGGUUUUUCACAAUAGUUGCCGUUGAUUUUACAAAUGUACCAACUCAUAUUCCGCACGUUAAGCCAGUUCAGCCUCAAAUGGUUGAGAUAUAUAAUGGUGCAAAGACGCGGAGAAAUCGUCGACUUUUGCAACGUAGAGAAUUAAUACAAAAAGAAUUGUCCACACAUCCUGAAGAAUUCGAACAGUUUUCGAAUAAACAAGAUAUACAAGAUUCAGCUUAA
Scutellospora calospora is the source of this 1213-nucleotide messenger RNA. Lineage: Eukaryota; Fungi; Glomeromycota; Glomeromycetes; Diversisporales; Gigasporaceae. The record is from the annotation of a GenBank genome assembly.